AUGCCCCGCAGCCCCGGGACGCGCCUCAAACCCGCCAAGUACAUCCCGGUGGCCACCGCCGCUGCGCUGCUUGUCGGCUCCAGCACCUUGUUCUUCGUGUUCACGUGCCCGUGGCUGACACGAGCUGUGUCCCCAGCAGUUCCUGUCUACAAUGGCAUCAUUUUCCUCUUUGUCCUGGCCAAUUUCAGCAUGGCCACCUUCAUGGACCCUGGUGUUUUCCCACGAGCGGACGAGGACGAGGACAAGGAAGACGACUUCCGGGCCCCGCUGUACAAGAAUGUGGAUGUGAGGGGUAUCCAGGUCCGCAUGAAGUGGUGUGCCACGUGCCACUUCUACCGCCCACCCCGCUGCUCCCACUGCAGCGUCUGUGACAACUGCGUAGAGGACUUUGACCACCACUGUCCCUGGGUCAACAACUGCAUUGGGCGCCGCAAUUACCGUUACUUCUUCCUGUUCCUGCUAUCGCUCAGUGCGCACAUGGUGGGCGUCGUGGCCUUCGGCCUUGUCUAUGUGCUGAACCACUCUGAGGGCCUGGGAGCCGCCCACACCACCAUCACAAUGGCUGUCAUGUGUGUGGCUGGCCUCUUCUUCAUCCCUGUCAUCGGUCUCACCGGCUUCCACGUGGUGCUGGUCACGCGGGGGCGCACCACCAAUGAACAGGUGACAGGAAAGUUUCGUGGGGGUGUGAACCCCUUUACCCGAGGCUGCUUUGGGAACGUGGAGCAUGUGCUAUGCAGCCCCCUGGCACCCCGGUACAUGGUGGAGCCACCUCGACUGCCACUCACUGUGAGUUUGAAGCCACCCUUUCUCCGGCCCGAGCUCCUGGAGCGAGGCAUGCCACUCAAGGUCAAGCUUAGCGACAAUGGGCUGAAGGCCAGCCUGGGCCGCAGCAAGUCCAAGGGCAACCUGGAUCAGCUGGAUGAAAAGCCCAUGGACCUGGGACCAUCUCUGCCCCCGAAGGUAGAGGCGGGCACUUUUAGCAGCGACCUGCAGACCCCACGACGGGGCAGUGCUGAAAGUGCCCUGUCUGCACAGAGGCCCAGCCCCCCAACACCAGCCAUGUACAAGUUCCGGCCUGCCUUCUCCACGGGCCCCACGGCGCCCUUUUGUGGCCAGGGAGAGCAGAUCCCAGGGCCGGACUCCCUGACCUUGGGGGAUGACAGCAUUCACAGCCUGGACUUUACAUCUGAGCCCAGCCUGGACCUCCCCAACUACUCACCCGGUGACCUGCACACAGCCUACCCCCCGUCCCCUCCGCUCAGCGCCGCUGAUGCCUUCUCAGGCGCCUUGCGAACUCUGAGCCUCAAGGCUGCAGGCCGGCGGGGUGGGGACCACAUGGCGUUGCAGCCCCUACAGGCUGAGGGCGGGCCCCCCACGCCCCACCGAGGCCUCUUUGCCCCCCACUCACUGCCCAACCGCAAUGGCAGCCUAUCCUAUGAUAGCCUGCUCAACCCCGCCUCUCCUGGGGGCCACACUUGUCCUGCCCACCCCUCAGCCGGGGUGGCUGGCUACCGCUCUUCCUACCUGCACCCGGGAGCUGUGGGUGAGCCUCCCCGGCCCCCACCCCGCAGCUUCAGCCCCAUGCUGGGGCCCCGGCCAAGGGAGCCGUCACCCGUGCGCUAUGACAACCUGUCCAGAACCAUCAUGGCUUCCAUCCAGGAACGCAAGGACAGGGAGGAACGCGAGCGGCUGUUACGCUCCCAGGCCGACUCGCUCUUUGGCGACUCAGGCGUCUAUGAUGCACCCAGCUCCUACAGCCUGCAGCAGGCCAGUGCACUGUCAGAGGGCCCCCGCGGCACCCCAAUGCGCUACAGCUCCAGGGACGACCUCAUGUCAGGGCCUGGUUUUGGGGGGGCCCGCAACCCCGCUCUGCAGACCUCACUGUCCUCCCUGUCUAGCACGAUGAGCCGGGCGCCCAGGACAUCUUCCUCAUCUCUGCAGGCCGACCUGGCCAAUUGCCAUGCCCCAGGGCCCCGGCCAAGCAGCGGCCCACACAGGUCGCCUGCACGCCAUGGACCACCUUCCCCACCCAGCACCCCACGCUCACCCUCCUACGCAGGCCCCAAAGCUGUCUCCUUCAUCCAUGCGGAUCUUCCCGAGACGCCGCCCUCACUGACCAUGCAGAGGGACCACCCUCAGCUGAAGACCCCCCCAAGUAAGCUUAAUGGGCAGUCCCCAGGCCUGGCCCGCCUGGGGCCUGUUGCCGGCCCCCCAGGACCCUCCGCCAGUCCCGUCCGGCACACGCUCGUUAAGAAGGUGUCCGGCGUUGGGGGAACCACGUAUGAGAUCUCGGUGUGA
Messenger RNA from Chrysochloris asiatica (Cape golden mole), 2298 nucleotides. RefSeq names its product zinc finger, DHHC-type containing 8 (gene ZDHHC8). Gene Ontology annotation, biological process: protein palmitoylation. The transcript has 11 exons. Gene Ontology annotation, molecular function: palmitoyltransferase activity. NCBI's taxonomy places the organism in Eukaryota, Metazoa, Chordata, Mammalia, Afrosoricida, Chrysochloridae. The record is from RefSeq and is a predicted model, not a curated record. Bases 1 to 2298 code for a protein of 765 amino acids.